This is a messenger RNA of Oppia nitens, 2363 nucleotides long. RefSeq names its product cleavage and polyadenylation specificity factor subunit 3-like (gene Cpsf73). Gene Ontology annotation, molecular function: 5'-3' exonuclease activity; RNA endonuclease activity; RNA binding. The transcript has a single exon. The coding region runs from base 246 to 2330 and encodes 694 amino acids. Gene Ontology annotation, biological process: mRNA 3'-end processing by stem-loop binding and cleavage. Gene Ontology annotation, cellular component: mRNA cleavage and polyadenylation specificity factor complex. The record is from RefSeq and is a predicted model, not a curated record. NCBI's taxonomy places the organism in Eukaryota, Metazoa, Arthropoda, Arachnida, Sarcoptiformes, Oppiidae.
AAUAAAAAUAAUAAACAAUUGAUAACUAAAGAGACAUAAGUGAUGACAAUUGUCAAGAAGUGGCAAUUUUUGACAUUGUUUUCAACGAUUCAAUCAAUUGGUCAUAAAAUAUAUGACAAUAGGUGUCACUUGUGGUCACAAAUUUCUGUAUUUUUUUUAUGUAACAAACAUGUGAUGUGAUUGUCAACUGAUAUAUAAAAAGACGAUUUUUUCAAGACUUUGUUGUUUGACAUAAGUUGUUGACAAUGGAAUCAAAGCCACCGAAAGAAUCGUUGAUUGUAUUGAACAGAAGUGAGUCCAUCGAUGUGUCGAAACAAAGACUGCAGACGGAGGACACAGAAAGUGAUUUGCUUGAGUUGACGGCAUUGGGCGCCGGCCAAGAGGUCGGCCGCAGCUGUAUUUACCUGUCAUUCAAAGGCAAACGCAUUCUUCUUGAUUGUGGUAUACAUCCGGGUCUUAAUGGUAUGGAUGCGCUGCCAUUUGUCGACGUCAUCGAUCCGGAACAGAUCGAUCUGUUGUUGAUAUCGCACUUUCAUUUAGACCAUUGCGGGUCUUUGCCGUGGUUUCUACAGAAGACAACAUUCAAAGGUCGCUGUUUUAUGACACACGCGACGAAAGCCAUCUACAGAUGGCUUUUAGCCGAUUGUAUUAAAGUGUCGAAUAUAUCGACAGAUCUGAUGCUUUACACGGAAUCAGAUUUGGAACAAUCGAUGGACAGAAUUGAAACGAUUAACUUUCACGAAGAAAAAGAAGUGUCGGGAAUCAGAUUUUGGUGUUACAAUGCGGGCCAUGUGUUGGGCGCCGCUAUGUUUAUGAUAGAGAUAGCGGGCGUCAAGAUCUUAUAUACCGGAGACUUCUCACGACAAGAGGACAGGCAUCUCAUGAGUGCCGAAAUACCAGCCAUCAGACCGGAUGUACUCAUUGUUGAAUCGACAUAUGGCACACAUAUACAUGAGCCGAGAGAGGAACGUGAGGCCAGAUUUACGGGAAUAGUUUACGAUACGGUCAGUCGUGGCGGCCGUUGUCUGAUCCCAGUGUUUGCAUUGGGUCGGGCACAGGAACUGCUACUUAUUUUGGACGAGUAUUGGACACAACACCCGGAAUUACAUGACAUUCCCAUAUACUAUGCGUCCUCAUUGGCCAAGAAGUGUAUGUCUGUAUAUCAGACAUAUAUUAACGCAAUGAAUGAUCGCAUCAAACGACAGAUUGCAAUCAACAAUCCGUUUGUAUUCAAACACAUUUCAAACUUGAAAUCAAUUGAUCACUUCGAGGACGUGGGACCGUGUGUUGUGAUGGCCACACCGGGAAUGAUGCAAAACGGAUUGAGUCGCGAACUAUUUGAGUUAUGGUGUCCCGACACUCGCAACUGUUGCAUAAUUGCCGGCUAUUGUGUCGAAGGAACACUAGCUAAACAGGUGUUGGCCGAACCCGAAGAGAUAACCACAUUGAGUGGCCAAAAAAUAGCCCGUAAAUGUCAGAUAGAGUACAUAUCUUUUUCGGCUCACACCGAUUACAAGCAAACGAGUGAAUUUAUCAGAGCUCUCAGACCACCGCACAUAAUGCUAGUUCACGGCGAGGCCAACGAAAUGAAUCGACUAAAGGCCGCUCUUUAUCGAGAAUACGAAGACUCAGAUAAUCCACCGACUCUUCAUAAUCCGAAAAAUACGAUUCCCGUUCAGUUGCACUUCAGAGGAGAAAAGACGGCCAAAGUUAUGGGCAGUUUAGCCAUUGACGCGCCAAAAGCCGGCCACAAGGUGUCCGGUGUUCUCGUAAAGCGUAACUUCAGCUACCAUUUGUUGGCGCCGACAGAUUUGAGCAAAUAUACCGAUAUGGUUAUGAGUACAAUCAGCCAAAAACUUAGUGUCCAUUUCGGCGGCACUUUUCAAGAAUUGUUCGACAUUUUAUCUCAUUUUGAUUGCGAGAUUAUCGAGAAGAACGGUUCCAAAACUUUAAGAGUUUUGCGCAAAAUAAACAUUGCGUUGAAUACAAACAGUAAAUUUAUUACACUUGAUUGGGUGGCCAGUCCGGUCACCGAUAUGUACGCCGACUCUGUUGUGGCACUGAUACUGAAAAACGAAAACAGCGAACAAAACAAACAGCUGAACAAACCAUUAGAUCCGACUCUUAUGUUUGAAUUAUUGAAAGAAAUGUUUGGCGUCGAAGAGUUGACCACAAAAGGCGAAGGAAAGAUAAUGUGCUGUAAUAUUGAUAACAAUGAAGUGGAGAUUGAUUUAAGUAAAAAACAAAUCAUUAAAUGUAACGACGAAACCAUUAAUUCAAUGAUAACUAAACUGCUUUCAUGUCCCGCAUCUCAAGUAACUACUAAUUAAUCCAUUGAUUAUAAUCAUGUAUUUUUAAAUAAA